GUCCUCCCCGCGGUCCGGGCUCAGCUCCCUCCGUCCUUCUCGCGAACAGCCUCCCGAGCCCCUCCCUCCUCCCGCCGCCAGCAUGGUUCACUGGACCGCCGAAGAGAAGCAGCUGAUCACCUCCCUCUGGAGCAAGGUGGACGUGGCCGAAAUCGGCGGCGCCACCCUGGCCAAGCUGCUGGUGGUGUACCCCUGGACCCAGCGGUUCUUCGCCCACUUCGGGAACCUCUCCGGCGCCAGCGCCAUCUGCGGCAACCCCCAGGUCAAGGCCCACGGGAAGAAGGUGCUGACCGCCUUCGCGGAGGCCAUCAAGCACCUGGACAACGUCAAGGAGACCUUCGCCAAGCUGAGCGAGCUGCACUGUGAUAAGCUGCACGUGGACCCCGAGAACUUCAAGCUUCUGGGCAAUAUCCUCAUUAUCGUCCUGGCCGGCCACCAUGGAAAAGAGUUCACCCCCUGCUGCCACGCUGCCUUCCAGAAGCUGACCGGUGUGGUGGCCCACGCCUUGUCCCACCGGUACCACUAGACCUCUGGCUGGGCAUAGCAGCCGCCUGCCCCCCUC
Thamnophis sirtalis is the source of this 562-nucleotide messenger RNA. RefSeq names its product hemoglobin subunit beta-2. Lineage: Eukaryota; Metazoa; Chordata; Lepidosauria; Squamata; Natricidae. The record is from RefSeq and is a predicted model, not a curated record. Gene Ontology annotation, molecular function: organic acid binding; heme binding; haptoglobin binding. Gene Ontology annotation, cellular component: blood microparticle; hemoglobin complex; haptoglobin-hemoglobin complex. Gene Ontology annotation, biological process: hydrogen peroxide catabolic process; oxygen transport.